Ostrinia furnacalis (Asian corn borer) is the source of this 2364-nucleotide messenger RNA. It is a transcript of the gene Uba2, whose product is annotated as Ubiquitin-like activating enzyme 2. Lineage: Eukaryota; Metazoa; Arthropoda; Insecta; Lepidoptera; Crambidae. The transcript is spliced from 7 exons. Gene Ontology annotation, molecular function: SUMO activating enzyme activity. Gene Ontology annotation, biological process: protein sumoylation. Bases 110 to 1939 code for a protein of 609 amino acids. The record is from RefSeq and is a predicted model, not a curated record. Gene Ontology annotation, cellular component: cytoplasm; SUMO activating enzyme complex.
UGUGAAGUUGUGGUGAUUUCACAGAUCCAUUCGUUUGCGUUUUCAUUGUAGAAUUUUGCAAAAUUGCUUGAUUCACUGUUCUGUUGUAAGAAAGUAUUAAUUUAUUAUAAUGGUUGCCCGAGUAGCCGGCGUGUUUGAUGAGAAAUUGACAGAGGCAAUCGCCAACUCCAAAAUCCUGGUAGUUGGCGCCGGCGGUAUAGGUUGUGAAAUUCUGAAGAAUCUCGUGCUUACCGGCUUUCCACAAAUAGAAAUUAUUGAUCUCGACACAAUUGAUGUGAGCAACUUGAACCGUCAAUUCCUAUUCCACAAAGAGCAUGUGGGCAAAUCCAAGGCACAAGUGGCCAAAGACAGCGCCCUCACCUUCAACCCUAAUGUUAACAUUGUGGCACACCAUGACAGUGUAAUAAGCAAUGAUUAUGGAGUGAGCUACUUCAAACAGUUCAACCUUGUAAUGAACGCUCUGGACAACCGUGUGGCGCGUAACCAUGUGAACAGAAUGUGUCUUGCUGCUAAUGUGCCGCUCAUCGAGACUGGCACUGCUGGAUACGCUGGGCAGGUGGAGCUCAUCAAAAAAGGCCUCACCCAAUGCUACGAAUGCCAACCAAAAGCACCACAAAAGACUUUCCCUGGCUGCACCAUCCGUAACACUCCGUCUGAGCCCAUCCACUGCAUCGUAUGGGCCAAGCAUCUCUUCAACCAACUCUUUGGUGAGGAAGACCCUGACCAAGAUGUCAGCCCUGACACCGCAGACCCUGAAGCAGCGGGCGAAGCAGGAGCUUCAGCUUUAUCAUCGGAAGGCACAUCAGCCGGAAACGUUGAACGAAAAAGCACAAGACAGUGGGCGGCAGACACAAACUAUGAUCCUGAGAAGCUGUUUUCAAAGCUGUUUGGAGAUGAUAUCCGUUAUUUGCUGUCAAUGGAGAAUCUGUGGAAGAAACGGCGGCCUCCCACGCCUUUGACAUGGGACAAUUUGCCAGGAAAGGAUGCGCCGCAAGCACAACAUUCUGGGCUACCUGACCAGAGGGUGUGGACUGUACAUGAGUGUGCACAGGUGUUUGCAGCCAGCUGCAAGGCUCUCCAAGCAGACCUGAAGGGAAGGCCAGACGGCGACCACCUGGUGUGGGACAAGGACGAGAAAAGCGCCAUGGACUUCGUGACGGCGUGCGCGAACAUUCGCGCGCACAUCUUCAACAUCCCGCAGAAGUCUCGCUUUGAAAUCAAAUCGAUGGCCGGCAACAUAAUCCCAGCCAUUGCGACCGCCAACGCGAUCGUGGCAGGUCUGGCGGUGCUUCGAGCACAGGCGGUGCUACGCGGCGAGCUGGCGCGCUGCGGCAGCGUGUACCUGCGGCCCAAGGUCAACCACCGCGGACAGCUGUUCGUGCCGGAGAUCACUCUCACCCCACCAAACCCAAAAUGCUACGUCUGCGCCCCCAAACCCGAAGUGGGUCUCGCUUGCAAUCUCAAACAGCUGACACUCAAAGAUCUGACCGCCGCGUUCAAAGAAGGCCUCAACAUGCAGGCUCCCGACGCCACCGUCGAGGGCAAAGGGCUGGUAGUCCUAUCCUCAGAGCCCGGAGAAACCGACCACAACAACGACAAGACCUUAGAAGAGAUCGGCUUGAACGACGGCUGCGCGUUGCUCGUGGAUGACUUCCUUCAAAACUACGAAGUCCGAGUCAGACUUCAGCAGGAAGAUGAAGAGAAAUCCUGGCGUCUGGUGACUGACACUGACGCCCCCAUGCCGGCGCCUAAAGAGGAGGAAAAACCAGCGAACGGAUCCAACGGUUCCGAGCCGAAACCUGGUCCUUCCAGAACCAGGACUCGCGCUGACAGCGACAGCGACAUGGAAAUCAUCGAGGAGGAUGAAGAUGAGAACACCGUCAAGCCGCCUAAGCGCAGGCGCACAGAGAUGACCGACGAAGUCGUGGAGUUGUGCUAACGGUUUAUGUACAACGUAGUACGUUGCGUUUGGGGCACUUUAGUUUGGCAAUCCAUUUUAUAGGUUCAUGCAGCAGAUAGUUAUAUCAAAUAUUAAAUACCUAUACUUAUCUAAGUUAUCUAACUCAGUUUUGGUAAUAGCAAUGCUGUACCUGUUUAAUCCACUUGUUUCUAUGAUUAUAUCUAUUUUAAAUGUUUUGUAGUUAGUGUUAUUAGUAGUAGUAUGUUUGAAAAUAUAUCAAUUUAGACAAGACUAGUUGCUAAUACAGUAUUAUAAUAAUGUGUAUCUUCCUACUAGUUCUUCAUAAAUAUUUUGUAAAUUAAUAGCUAAUUUAUUUUUGAAUCUAUAAGGUGGGUUGAUGGAUAUGACGUGAAUUUUAAGAAUGAUUGUCUUUGAUAGCAAUAAGUGAAUAAGUUUAUAAAGAA